Leptonychotes weddellii (Weddell seal) is the source of this 2105-nucleotide messenger RNA. NCBI's taxonomy places the organism in Eukaryota, Metazoa, Chordata, Mammalia, Carnivora, Phocidae. The record is from RefSeq and is a predicted model, not a curated record.
CGGGCUUCCGGCUCAGCAAAGGCUCGCGGGGCGGUUUUCGCAGGGGACGACCCAGUAGGACCGUCCGGCGGAGAAUCGGCCCGCCGGCGCCCGGCCCUGCAGUCUCCGAGGAGUCGCGUCCGUCGCCCCUGCCGCCCUAAGCCGCGGUCCCAGCCAUGGCUGCACGCCUGUUCCGCGGCUCCCUGCGCUGGUGGGGCUACCGGUGCGCCCCGCCCUCGAGGCCCGCCGCGAGAUGUUCUCAUUCCGGAGGGGAAGAACGUCUAGAAAGUCCUUCUGCUAAAAAAUUAACAGAUAUAGGAAUUAGAAGAAUCUUUUCUUCAGAACAUGACAUUUUCCGGGAAAGUGUAAGGAAGUUUUUUCAAGAAGAAGUGAUUCCUUACCACACAGAAUGGGAGAAAGCUGGAGAAGUGAGUAGGGAGCUUUGGGAAAAAGCUGGAAAACAAGGACUGCUCGGUGUCAAUAUUGCUGAGCUUCAUGGUGGUAUUGGUGGGGACUUUUAUUCGGCAGCUGUUGUUUGGGAGGAACAUGAUUUGCAAGGAGUAAGAACAAAUGCCAAAAAGGAUGGAAGCGACUGGAUUCUCAAUGGAAGCAAGGUAUUCAUCACCAAUGGGUGGCUGAGUGAUGUUGUUAUUGUUGUGGCGGUCACAAAUCGUGAAGCUCACUCACCGGCCCAUGGCAUUAGCCUUUUUCUGGUGGAAAGUGGAAUGAAAGGAUUUAUCAAGGGACAAAAGCUACAAAAAAUGGGACUAAAAGCCCAGGAUACUGCGGAAUUAUUCUUUGAAGAUGUCCGGUUGCCAGCUAGUACUCUACUUGGAGAAGAAAAUAAAGGCUUCUAUUACCUCAUGCAAGAACUUCCACAGGAAAGGCUACUGAUUGCUGAGUUGGCAGUUUCAGCCAGUGAAUUCAUGUUUGAAGAAACCAGGAAUUACGUUAAAGAAAGAAAAGUUUUUGGGAAAACAGUUGCACAUAUGCAGACAGUGCAGCAUAAGCUGGCAGAAUUAAAAACACACAUUUGUGUAACCAGAGCUUUUGUGGACAGCUGUCUUCAGCUGCAUGAAAAGAAACGUCUGGACUCUGCCACGGCCUCCAUGGCGAAAUAUUGGGCAUCUGAGUUACAAAACCGUGUAGCUUAUGACUGUGUCCAGCUCCAUGGAGGUUGGGGAUACAUGUGGGAGUACCCAAUUGCAAAAGCUUAUGUGGAUGCCCGAGUUCAGCCAAUCUAUGGUGGUACCAACGAAAUAAUGAAGGAGCUGAUUGCAAGAGAUAUCGUCCAUGACAAAUAGACAUCUGCCCACAUCCUGGAAUCCUGUUACAACUAAUCUGGUUUUAAAUCUACUCAAGAUAAAAUGCAACCUGGCAAGGGAGGAAACGCUAAACAUGUUUUUAUAUGCUCUAUUAAAGAGAAAUCAAAUAUGAGAUUAUUACAGUGGUAGGAGAAACUUUGAAUUCAAAGAUUCUAAAAUUCUCCAGUACAAGGUUUAACUUUUAAUUUUUUACAUAGCUAAAAGGCAAAAAUUUUCUGAUUCUAGAAACCUUGGUGUUUGAUUCUCUCUAAAACUCGAAAAAAGCAUAAUUGCUUUCAAAUUGAGGCAGCAAUAGUUUUGUUACUAUUACUAUUUAUAGUAACAUUAAUAAUAGUUACAGCACAUUGACUUUGAAAGGGAAGAAUAUACAAUGUAAAUGAUUUCUACCACCCUCUCCUAAACACUCUGUUUUUAGGCCCUGGAAUCAUUUCCUCAAACAAAAGCUUAUGCAGAGUCUCUGAAAUGCUGAUGAAUGAAGAGCUGCUUUAGUGGAAGCAGGAACCACUGGAUUCCUGGAAUCCCUAAACUCAAGCUGAGCAUUUACCCAACCCCACCCAACUAGAGAAUGUGGUCGCUUCUCUCAUCUACUAACACCUGGGCUUUCAACAGAUUUCAUCCCAGUUUCAUUUAUAGGAGAACACAGAAUAAUUUAUCAUCCUUUAGUUUCAAUAUAUUGGUAUACCUUAUAGGUAUCAAAACAGUGACUUUUAUUUUGGAGCGGUGUACUAAAAAACUAACAAAUAGGGGCGCCUGGGUGGCUCAGUCCUUAAGCAUCUGCCUUCAGCUUGGGUCAUGAUCCCA